Messenger RNA from Sorex araneus (European shrew), 3340 nucleotides. RefSeq names its product GDNF family receptor alpha 4 (gene GFRA4). Gene Ontology annotation, biological process: nervous system development. NCBI's taxonomy places the organism in Eukaryota, Metazoa, Chordata, Mammalia, Eulipotyphla, Soricidae. The transcript has 6 exons. The record is from RefSeq and is a predicted model, not a curated record. Gene Ontology annotation, cellular component: signaling receptor complex; external side of plasma membrane. Gene Ontology annotation, molecular function: glial cell-derived neurotrophic factor receptor activity. Bases 1 to 792 code for a protein of 263 amino acids.
AUGGCCCUCUGCUUGGUGUCUGCGCUGCUGCUGCUGCUGGGGUGGCCGAGCUCGGCGGGACCGAACCGAUGCGUGGACGCGGCCGAGGCGUGCACGGCGGACGCGCGCUGCCAGCGACUGCGCACCGAGUACGUGGCGCAGUGCCUGGGCCGCGCCGCCCCGGGAGCCUGCGCUCGAGCCCGCUGCCGCCGCGCCCUGCGCCGCUUCUUCGCCCGCGGGCCGCCCGCGCUCACCCACGCGCUGCUCUUCUGCGCGUGCACCAGCCCCGCGUGCGCCGAGCGCCGGCGCCAGACCUUCGUCCCCGCCUGCGCCUUCUCGGGACCCGGCCGCGCGCCGCCCUCCUGCCUGCAGCCGCUGUACGCUUGCGAGCACAGCCGGGUCUGCAGGCCCCGCCUUUUGGCCUUCCAGGCCUCGUGCGCACCGGUUUCUGGAGCCCCCGACGGCUGCAUGCAGGACCAGGCCCCCAGCUGCCGGCUUGCCUUCGCAGGCCUCGUAGGCACCGCCCUCACCCCCAACUACGUGGACAACGCUAGCGCGCGCGUGGCGCCCUGGUGCGACUGCGGAGCCACCGGCAACCGGCGCGAGGAGUGCGAAGCCUUCCGGAGGCUCUUUACAAGCAACCCCUGCUUGGAUGGAGCCAUACAGGCCUUUGACAGCGGGAGGCCCCGGCAGGAGGCAGGCUGGGACCCUGAGCACAGCCUCCUGCAGGUGUCCUCUGCCCCUGGUGGGGCGCUGGAGGGGGGCUGCCUGCUCUCCUUGCUCCCUGUCUUGACCCUCCAGCCCCUGCUCUGACUAGGACAGUGGAUCUCAGACUGCACCGGUUCCACCCUGCUAGGGUACAGGGCUGACUGGACACUGCCUGGACACUGCCCCCCUCCCAUGUCCCCAGGCUGAUGUCCACUAGGACCUGACUGCCACAUCCCCUGGCUCCCUUCUAGUAGAUGGUAAAACUUCCCUUUCUUGGUGGUGGGUCCCUUGCUCCUCCCUCUACCCCCACCUUGGGGUAGUUGGGGGUCACCCUUAGGGUAGGGACAGGACAGGGUCACCUGAGUGGCUGAGGACCGAAGCGCCCCAGAUCAUCUGGAGGUCAGAGACCAUCUGAUUUCCAGAAUGCCAGGAAGCGUUAUCAGCCCCCUGAGUGCGUCUGAACUGACAUGAAGGCAAAACUCCUUCUAACAUUGCAGUGCUGCCCCCAGCACCCUCCCCCUUGUGCCCCCCAGCUGAGCUGGGCAGAGUACUUCCUGUCCAGGAUGUGCUGCUAGGUGGGCACCCCUUAAAUCGGAAUCCAGACCCCUGCACUGGGCUGACCCUGUAGUGACCUUCUGCACCAUCUAACCCAGCACGAACCAAUAAACCCAUGCGCCCGGAGACUGGUGAGCCUGACUGUGUCUCCUGGUAGCAGGGAGAACUGAGUCAUCUUCAGGAGGUGCCUUCACUGACCUCUGUGACUUGUGGGGGCGUCCUGCCUUUGGUGCUGAGUCGAAGCAUCAACUAGGCUCUCUGGAUGAGAACUGUGCAUGCUUUAACUUUCUUCUCUGUAUACUCAGAAGAAAACUACCUUCCUUGGGGGGCUGGAGUGAUAGCACAGCAGGUAGGGCAUUUGCCUUGCAUGCCGCCAACCCGGGUUUGAUUCCCAGCAUCCCGUAUGGUCCCCCAAGCACCACCAGGAGUAAUUCCUGAGUGCAGAGCCAGGAGAAACCCCUGUGCAUCGCCGGGGUUCCAAAAAGCAAAUCCCAAAUCCGAAAUACAAAAAGCAAAAUAAAUAAAAAUAAAGAAAACUACCUUCCCCAGACUUCCCCAAGUGCACGUGGCUGGUAAUAGUUCCCUGGUGGCCCCCAUCCUUAGAAGUGAUGCCUGUACGAUCAUACCCUGUUCCCAGACACUGACUGUGGUCAAUGAAAAGUGACCAGCCAAGCAGGGGUAGGAGCCUGGCCUGCUGGCCUCCAUGGAGCAAUUCUGUGUCAUCAUGCUCCAGAGCUCCCUGGGGCACAGGCUAAUGCUCAAUCCCAGCAGAUACCACGUCCUUGUUGAGUAUUUUUUCUGCUCCCUCCUGACACCCUCACUUAGAGGUUCCCCUAAAGGUCCUUCCUCCAAUAAAUCAUAGUCUGAGACUCCAUGUCAGGGUCUCCGCUUCUUAGAGAAGCUGAUCCAAAAACACCAGUGACUCUGAGCCUAGGUGCUUGGCAGCUCAUGCUCCCCCUCAUUCAUCCUUCAGCCCCCCCUUCACAUACACUACAGGUGGCAGCUGUCAACCUGUCUCCCAGUACCAGCCAGGACUCACCUGCUGGACGCUGUACACGCCUCAAACUACCUUGAGCAUAUAACUGAGCAGGCUGGGUUUCAGGCAUAGCUGUCUCCAGGUGUUCAAAUGCUAUUUCCUCCAUGGCUCUGUAGUGGUUUCCCUCUGCAGCCAGCUGGUCCACACGGUGGGUGGGGAAGUACACCCCUGUCAGCCCUGGACCCACCCUGUCUCAUCAGAGAAUAGCAUGACUUGUGCAAGCAUCCCUGGAGUGGCCCUGAUGUGGAUGCAGGGCCUCUGGUGGGUGCAGCAGGAUCAAAAGCCCCUCCCAGUGUCCUGAGGAAGGACAAUCCGCCAGGUUCACAGGAAAGGGGAAGGCCAGGUUUCCGCAGAGGUAAGGAGCACUGCUCAGAGUGAAGCUCCGGUGCCGACCUGCUCCCACAUGACUAAGAGUGUACUCAGCCACUUACACCUCUGUGGGAGUUGGCACCUACAGGCGGACAUGUACGGGAGUUUACAUGCGACGGAUGGUAGAAAAACAAAAGCUUAUCCUGCUUGCCUGUUUAUGUGAUUAGGCAGUGACCCGAAUGCAGAAUUAAAUGUCUUCUGAAUGACUGGCCUUAUGCAAGAAUGUGUCGAACUCUGUGGUCACAUCUCUCCAGCCUCCAUCUUCACACAGCCCUCCCCUCUGUCCACCUGUUCAGUCCCCGGCCUCUUUCCUGGAAAGAUGCACAUGACUGCAUUUCAGGCCCCACCUGGGUCAAGCAAGACAGGUGCCUUCUUUCAAGAUAACAUAAGUCAAAUGUCUUGCCCUAUGAAGUCACAUUCUUUGUCUGCUUACCUACGAAGUCACAUUUUACAGGCUGCAGGCAGGGAGUGAUGGGGCCACCAUUCAGCCCAGUGGCAAGAUGGUGUCCUUUGCAUGCCACAUCUCUGCUCAGAGCAGACAGAGCCACACGGCAGCCCUCCUGGGCCUCUCCGCCCCAGGCUGCAAGACUGCAGCCCUGGAGGUCCCCAAGCACCACCAGGAUGAUGAGCCGGAGCAUCCUGGCUAAGAGGACUCGAGCGAGCAUCAACACAGAUGUGGGCAGCGCCCAGGGG